AAACCCAACAACGUGACAGCCCGAAAUGGAUUUAAACUUUCAAAAUUUCGAUAAUGUGAACUCGACGAACGAGCAAUCUGGAGCAUUUGGUGGAAAUAUUGGCGAUCGCAAUAUUCUCGUCGGCGGAAGUGUUGGAGCAACAUCGUCAGCAGCUCCAUCUGGCGGAGUUUUCGAUGAUUCCCAAUCGACUACUUCCACCAGAAAGGGAAAUUUCUUCUCUUUUGAAUAUUAUCAACAGUUUUUCGAUGUCGAAACUGAUCAGGUUAUCAAACGUCUGCUCAACAGUGUCAUUCCAACCCAUCGUAACUAUAUUCAAGACUUUUUGCAACCAAUUCCCGACCUUUGGGGACCAUUUUGGGUGUCUGUAACUCUUGUUUUCGCUAUCGGAAUUUUUGGAAAUUUGGCACAAUUUAUCGAAAAUGACGGAGCCAAGGGGACGUAUGGAUCCGAUUUUCGAAUGGUAACCUCUGCAUCUACAUUAAUCUUCCUGUACGUCGUCAUUGUUCCACUUCUUCUCUACGGACUUUUAUGGAAUCGCCGUAGUGAGCUUCUUCAUCCAUACGUUGAUCUUGUCUGUCUCUAUGGAUACUCGUUGGCUAUUUUUAUUCCUGUUUCAGUUCUCUGGAUUGUUGACAUUGGAUGGUUCCGUUGGGCUCUGAUCUUCGCGUCGGUUGGACUUUCGGGAACUGUGCUCGCCAGAGCAAUUUGGCCAGCCGUACAGAAUGAUAACAACAAAAUGAUCGCAUUCGGUACCGUAAUCAGUGUCGUCGUGCUCCAUUUCCUGCUCGCCUUCACUUUUAAGGAGUUCUACUUUGACGCAAUGCACCCGGCGGCGGGCUCCAGAGCUCCGCUGAGCCCAGCAGCUCCAGCAGCACUUCUCAUCGACACAACUACAGUAAUCAUGAUUCAGAAUGCUACAGUACCGGCGCCAGAAGCACCGAAUCAGAAGGAGGCCGCUACGAACACGGAGACUACUACUGUAGUAGCGGUGAAAAGUGAUGAUAAGAAACGAGAGUCGGCGGAAGUGACAAAACCCGACGACGCAGAGCCAUCAGCACCCGAGAAUGCCACGUCAUCGCCAACUACCGUACCCCAAGUUAGAAAAGACGAAAAAAUCGACCAAAAACCGACCGAAACUACUGAAAAAAGCACCGAAAAGUUGCCGGCCGCUGAAAUUUCUGAAAAUUCGACUGAAGCCGCCGCCGCCGCAACGAAUUCCACUGAAAAAAAUCAAUAAAUUAUCGAUUUUUCUGCAAAAAAAAAAGUUUUUUUUCUCGUUUUUGCCCUGCUUUACCCCCAUUUUACCCACACUAAAAUCGCAUAAUUCCGGAAAAUUUUAUCUACGUCACCCAACCUGUUCCACUUGUAGUCACUUACUGUACCUUUUCUUGUGAUAUUAUGUGAUUUUUAUUGAUUUCUCCUGUGUGCAUAGAAAAUCGAUAAAUAAAGACCAUUCCGACG
Caenorhabditis elegans is the source of this 1461-nucleotide messenger RNA. It is a transcript of the gene Y25C1A.7, whose product is annotated as Yip1 domain-containing protein. The transcript is spliced from 10 exons. Gene Ontology annotation, biological process: vesicle-mediated transport. Gene Ontology annotation, molecular function: small GTPase binding. Lineage: Eukaryota; Metazoa; Nematoda; Chromadorea; Rhabditida; Rhabditidae. Gene Ontology annotation, cellular component: Golgi apparatus; membrane. The record is from RefSeq and is marked reviewed. Bases 26 to 1237 code for a protein of 403 amino acids.